AUGGUAUAGGAUGGGGUGCGUCUAACAAUAGUGCCGCCGAUUAGAUUUGGCACACGCGGCCCGACCAUGUCGGCGGAACGUCCAGCUGCCAGUUCGGAUAAUCGGCGACUUAUGUGCGAGUUCUGCGGCUAUCGGACGCGCAUCCAUUGGAAUCUGCAGAUCCAUCGGCGGCGACACACCGGCGAGUUGCCCUUCAGUUGCCAAACAUGCCAGGCGCGUUUCCCGGCCAGCUACCAGCUGAAAAGCCAUCUGGAGCGGCACUUGGACGCCGGCGAGCGACGCAAGCGGCACAUCUGCACCGACUGCAACGUGGGUUUCUCCAGUUCGCGGGCCCUGUACCACCACCGGACGCUCCACGAGGCUGGGAAGCGCUUCAAGUGCUCCCAAUGCGACAAGUCAUUCGCUCAGGCGGCGGGCUACGCCCAACACAAGCGGAUGCACCGCCAAAGGAACCAGCGAGCCACCGGAACCACGGAUCUGAAGGAUCUGCAGACCAAGGGAGUGUUUUCAAGUGAUUAUCAGCGGCGCGAAUUUAACACGUUGCAUUAA
Messenger RNA from Drosophila mauritiana, 549 nucleotides. RefSeq names its product zinc finger protein 771. The coding region runs from base 67 to 549 and encodes 160 amino acids. Lineage: Eukaryota; Metazoa; Arthropoda; Insecta; Diptera; Drosophilidae. Gene Ontology annotation, biological process: regulation of DNA-templated transcription. The transcript has a single exon. Gene Ontology annotation, molecular function: DNA-binding transcription factor activity, RNA polymerase II-specific; RNA polymerase II cis-regulatory region sequence-specific DNA binding. The record is from RefSeq and is a predicted model, not a curated record.